AUGGAGAAGAUGAAGGAGAAGCUUCCUCCAGCUAAAGGUCAUAAUGAAGCUGCCAACAAGCUUGAACAUGAGGAUGGGAAGGAGAAAGGGUUUAUGGAGAAGAUUAAGGAGAAGCUUCCCGGAGGAAAGCCUGAACAUGAGCCUCACCAUGACAACACCAAGGAGAAAGGGUUUAUGGAGAAGAUCAAGGAGAAGCUAACCAAGCAUGACGACAAUGAUGAGAAGAAGAAAGAAACCUAG
Molecule: messenger RNA, 240 nt
Organism: Arabis nemorensis
Lineage: Eukaryota; Viridiplantae; Streptophyta; Magnoliopsida; Brassicales; Brassicaceae
Source: the annotation of a GenBank genome assembly